This is a messenger RNA of Callorhinus ursinus (northern fur seal), 403 nucleotides long. The record is from RefSeq and is a predicted model, not a curated record. Lineage: Eukaryota; Metazoa; Chordata; Mammalia; Carnivora; Otariidae.
AUGAAGUUCUGGGACCAUGUGGGCAUGGAGAUCCUGUCCCCCCUCUUUGGCACCCCACAGCUCGGUUUCUACUGGGCAGCCCCUGAGGACUUUAGCUACGAGCACUGGCCACAGUCCCAGACCGACAUCCCCAGGGACCAGGGCAACUUAUACUACAUGGGGGCCUUUAUUGGGGAAUUGGUGGUGGAGUUUCCCCAACUGACCUUGGCCUGUCACCAGGUGAUGGGGGUCAACUGGGCCAAUGUGAUUGAGGCCAUGUGGCCCAAUAAGAGCCACCUGAACAGGUACCUGCUGGGCCACAGGGCCACCAAGCUGCUGUCCCCGGAGGACCUGCGGGACCCACGGCUGCUGGGCUGGCCCCCACAUCAUUCCCAGGGUCAUGAGGAAGCUGAGAUCCAUGGCU